Messenger RNA from Drosophila miranda, 2358 nucleotides. RefSeq names its product cyclin-J-like. The record is from RefSeq and is a predicted model, not a curated record. The coding region runs from base 127 to 1215 and encodes 362 amino acids. Gene Ontology annotation, cellular component: centrosome; cyclin-dependent protein kinase holoenzyme complex; cytoplasm. The transcript is spliced from 6 exons. Gene Ontology annotation, biological process: mitotic cell cycle phase transition; regulation of cyclin-dependent protein serine/threonine kinase activity. Gene Ontology annotation, molecular function: cyclin-dependent protein serine/threonine kinase regulator activity. Lineage: Eukaryota; Metazoa; Arthropoda; Insecta; Diptera; Drosophilidae.
GCGGGCGGUCACAUUGACAAGACCCGUUAGAGCGGCCAUGUUUUUCUUGUUGUGUUCUUUGUAAAAAAAAGCCGCAGGUCAUAAUUUUUGUAGACUGCGGAAUUAGAUUAAAAAAACGUAAUUUUAAUGCAAGUGAAUGAAAUGGCGACAACCACCAUCGAAGAGAAUGCUUUUGCAUUAGGAAAGCGAGAUGCACCGGAUCAGAUUCAACUGGAUCCUGAGCGUCUCUGGAAGACGCAAAGGCUCACCGAUUAUGCCCAGGACAUAUUUGUGAACAUGAAGGAGGCAGAGAUGCGUCGUCGUCCCAUAUUAUUCAACUCCAUGCAGCUGGAGGAGCGCCCCAAAUUGUUACAGCUUUGUCAAUUCGCAGCGCAAAAGUACAAACUGAAUCGCGCCUCAGUGCAUUUGGGUAUCUACUAUAUGGAUUGUAUGACCGACUACUACACGAUUUGUAGCGAAAAACUGCCAUUGCUGGCCCUCACAUGUCUUCACAUUGCGGCCCAGAUCGAGGACAACGAUGCGAGUGUGCCGCGCUACAGCGAACUGAACCGCCUGAUACCUGAUUCGUUGUACACCGUUUUCGAAUACAAUGUGGUGGAGCGCAAGGUGCUGGCCAGCCUGAAUUUUGAGCUAAAGCGUCCCACCACGGCCAGCUUCGUGGAGUUUUUUGCUUGCAGCUUCCUCACGCGCAACGACUUCGCCAACUACAAGGACAUGCUGGAGAACAAUCCUAGCGAGCAGAACGAUCAAUCGCCAUUGCAAUACGAAAGCUUUGCAGUCAUGAUGUCGGCCUUGUCGCAGCUGCUGCUCCGCCUGGCAGACUGUACAUUGAGCAUUACAAGUUUUGCAAACGCGCGACCUUCUUUAUUGGCCGCCGCCUGCAUAGGAGCGGUGCGUCAUCUAAGCGGACUCAAGAGCUGGUCACAGUAUCUCUCCAAACUGACAUCUUAUCCGGAACACGAGGUUGAGCCAUUGGUGGGGGAGAUCAUAAAGUACUAUAACUGGCAGCAGAACAGCUCCGUGGCGCUCAAUGCCCUGCCAACAUACGUAAACAUGGGCCCAUCUUCGGCAGAUUUCAUUAAUCCCAAUUGGUCCACACCGGACUCUGGCGUUGGGGAUUCGAUGGUCAUAGUGAAGGAAUCGAUGCUUCGGGAUAUGGAGGAAUUAAAGCUUAAAGACUCAUCGAGCGCCAGAAGUCCACCAUCGAACUGUUAACCAGCUCAGGCCGUCAAAAGUUUGAACUGGAAAACGUGCAGAUGACAUCUGUGCCAAAGAAGGGCGACUGGGUAACACUCAAAUGCGCUGUCCAGCUGGACGAUGGCUAUGUGGACAAGCAGGGGGAAAUUCUCGAGUUGCUGAAGGUGUUUCCAGCACGCAUCCUCUCGAACCAAAAGCUCGAGGUUGAACGCUGUUUCCCAGAGUUCGUUGAUCUUGGCAACUAUGGCUAUUUGCUGCGGGAGACUUUCCCUACUGGUACAGAUCUUCACACUGGCGAACGUCCUGGCGGAUCUCAUCGAAUGUGCUUACUCGAAAUUCACGCAUCGCGCCAUCAAAGUGACCCCGCAUCAAGAAAGAGAAGACCUAUUGCGCCGCUCGGGCGGUCACCAUCACUGGCGCAAACCGCUUUAUAACCACCGAGGUGUAUGAGAAGCGUAAGAUCAACCUCCAAGUACAAAAAAAUACGAAUCGCAAUUUGGAGCUUCUGAAAGUCCAGCUACAGAAUGGGGCCUAGUCAUAUAUGAGUGUGAUCGAGCCAAUUGCCAAGACCAGUAUUACUGUUGACGAUAGCCUUUUGGUGAUCCUUGAGGUGGAGUUCCGCUGCAUCGGCGAAUGGGCGGAGAAAUAUACCCUGCACUUCGAUAAUUUUAAGGUGGAGCGCAUUUUCAAGAUCAUUGCCUGCAAAACACAGAAGCAGGCCGACGAGGCGAGCAUCAUCUGGUUGCGACCGAAUGUUUGGUGAUGCAUUGGCGGCUUUGAAGUUCCAGAGAUUCUGCGCAAUGUCUACCUGAGAGAAUCCCAGGUCGAUGACCUAGAGAGAUUGUAUCCGUGCUCGAAAGAGGCCCUGUGCAUGGCCAACUAUGUGCAGCGCUUCUGUUUCUUCUUGCAUCUGGAGGAAAUGGAAGUGCUCAUUAGGAUUCGAAGAUUUGACAGACACAGGGCUCACAUGAAAAGGGAAGGGGAGUACCUAUCCCUCAAAAUCGAGUAGGGAAGGGGAGCACCUCUCCCAUGGGCGAUCAGUUCAGAAGCGAGCCGUCUUUAAUAUCCUGCGGGGCGAGGCCAAGAACCUGCCGUACGUGAUCUUCGGUCCGCCCGGACCCGGCCAGACCGUCACCCUGGUGGAGGCGGUGCUGCAGAUGG